This is a messenger RNA of Leptinotarsa decemlineata (Colorado potato beetle), 4270 nucleotides long. RefSeq names its product Toll-like receptor Tollo (gene Tollo). Gene Ontology annotation, biological process: signal transduction; inflammatory response. Gene Ontology annotation, cellular component: plasma membrane. NCBI's taxonomy places the organism in Eukaryota, Metazoa, Arthropoda, Insecta, Coleoptera, Chrysomelidae. Gene Ontology annotation, molecular function: signaling receptor activity; protein binding. The record is from RefSeq and is a predicted model, not a curated record.
CGAGCGGCUAGUGAGUCGGACAUGCGACAAGACAUCACGACCUCUGCUGUAUACAAUGGUGUAGCGCACAUCGAGAGUCAUGGGCACGACGGUGGUAUGUGCGUUGCUAUUCGGAGCCAUCUUCGGCGUACUCUCGGCUUCUCUCAGCAAAACGUUGCGCUACCAGGCGCCCGACGAGUGCAAAUGGGUCGUAGUGGACAGCGGCUCCGAGGACGACGUAGCCCUGGUGUGUCGUCUGCGCACCAUCAACAGCGAGCUAGAGAACACCAACUUCAGCGUAAUACAACCCCAGCACACCGUGCGGUUGAGACUCGAGUGCAGUGACGCGCUUUUCUUCCAAAGUUCGUUGAGUGCGGGCAGUUUCAAGCCACUUGUUGAGUUGCGCGAACUCUCUAUAGAGUAUUGUAAAAUCGGUAAUUUGUCGGACGGCGCGUUCCGCGGACUCAAAGAACUCCGAAAUCUCACAGUUCGGACGCAUAACACCGACUGGUCGGCGAUGACCCUAGAUGUGGCUCCGAAUGCCUUCACGGAGGAGCUUAGACAAUUAGAACGUCUAGAUUUGGGUGAAAAUAACAUGUGGAGUUUGCCCGAAGGAGUUCUGUGCCCGCUCUACGCCCUGGAGGUGCUCAAUCUGACUAGAAAUCGUCUUCGCGAAGUGACAAGUUUUCGAUUCACAUCGAAUCCAUCGGAAAGAUGCGGUGCUAAUCUAAGAUUGUUAGACUUAUCGCGAAAUAAUAUCGACAGGUUACCGCCGAGUCAAUUUUCCGGACUGUCGCGUCUUCAGAAGCUCUACCUGCAAGGUAAUGGUCUGAGCUACUUGGCUGAUCGCGCUUUGGAAGGACUGACUUCUCUCAACAUUCUGAAGCUGUCCGAUAACCGUUUAGUUAGUUUACCGCCGGAAUUAUUCUCAGACACUCGCGAGGUACACGAAAUGUACUUACAGAACAAUUCAAUAAACGUAUUGGCACCCGGACUGUUCAGUGAACUGACGCAGCUUCUUGUCCUAGACUUAUCCCAUAAUGAACUAACCGCAGAUUGGAUCAACACCGCAACUUUCGCAGGACUUGUGCGUCUCGUCGUGCUCGACAUUUCCUUCAACAGGAUAUCAAAAUUAGAACAGUCCGUCUUCAGAGACUUGUACAGCCUGCAAAUACUCCGAAUCAACGACAACUUCAUAGAAAACAUACCCGAAAGCACUUUCUCUGCAUUAUACAACCUACACACCCUAAUCAUCUCCAAUAAUAAACUGAUGAGGAUAGACAGCGAAACGUUCAGCGGCCUUUACGUCCUUUCUCUCCUAUCAAUCGACAACAACAAAAUUUCCUGGAUACACUCGGAAGCUCUGAAAAACUGUUCGAGUCUGCAAGACUUGCACUUGAACGGCAAUAAACUCAUGCAAGUACCGAAAGUAUUGAGUAACGUUCCGCUCCUGAAAACACUCGAUCUCGGCGAAAACCACAUCGACACAAUAACGAACGAAACUUUCGCUGACUUGAAGCAGAUGUACGGCCUGCGACUGACCGAAAACAAUUUGGGCAACAUAACAAAAGGAGUUUUCGAUAGAAUGACUGCGCUGAAAAUACUCAACCUGUCACGAAAUAAAAUACAAAAGGUAGCGCCUGGCUCCUUUGAAAAUAACGUCAACCUGCAAGCCAUUCGACUCGACGGGAACUACCUGACCGACAUCGAGGAUUUAUUCGCUAAAUUACCCAGUCUAGUGUGGUUGAAUAUAUCCGACAAUCAACUGAAGUGGUUCGAUUACGCCUUAAUACCUACUGGCUUACAAUGGCUAGACAUUCAUUCGAACCAAAUCGAGGAACUCGGUAAUUACUUUGAAAUCGAAUCUACGUUAUCGCUGAGCACGUUCGAUGCGAGUGCGAACAAACUGACUGAAAUUACCGGCAGCGCAAUUCCCAACAGCGUCGAGGUGUUGUUUUUGAACGACAAUAUAAUCUCGAAGGUUCAGUCUUACACAUUCUUCAAAAAACCCAAUCUAACCCGGGUCGACUUGUUCGGAAACAAAAUCACUAGCCUCGAUCCGAACGCAUUGCGGAUAUCAGCGGUGCCACCGGAGAAAGAACUUCCGGAAUUCUAUAUCGGAGGCAACCCUUAUCAAUGCGACUGCACUAUGGAGUGGUUGCAGAAAAUGAAUCUGGGAAACAGAGCUCGCACCCAACCGAAACUCGUAGACUUGGAGAGCAUCUAUUGCCAGCUACUGUACAACCGAGGUACGACAUACGUACCCCUCGUAGAAGCAGCCCCUUAUCAGUUCCUGUGUACCUAUGAUACUCAUUGUUUCGCAUUAUGUCACUGCUGCGACUUUGACGCUUGUGAUUGCGAGAUGACUUGUCCGACCAACUGCACCUGUUACCACGACCAGUCGUGGUCUGCCAACGUGGUGGAUUGUUCCUCCGGAGGAUACGUCAAAAAGCUUCCGGAAUUGAUACCCAUGGAUGCGACGCAGCUGUAUCUCGACGGUAACGAUCUGCGAUCAUUGAACAGCCAUGCAUUCAUCGGCAGAAAACGACUAAAAAUUCUGUUUCUGAACAAUUCCAACAUCGACUUGAUCCAGAAUAGAACGUUCAACGGUUUGAAGGAGCUGGAAGUGUUACAUUUGGACGGGAAUCGCAUCGCCGAGUUGCACGGUUUCGAAUUCGAAGGGCUAGACAGCCUCACCGAAAUCCACCUGCAACAAAACAGAAUAACCGUCAUACAUAACAAUACGUUCGUCGGAUUGAGAAAGCUGCGCGUCCUGAGACUGGACCAUAACAGGCUGAUAAUUUACAACAUGUGGAACCUUCCGACGACUCUCAUCGAAAUGACUUUGUCGCACAAUCCUUGGUCAUGCGACUGCGAGUUCACCGAACGACUUCGAGAAUGGAUGCGACGUGGAGAUGCUGUGCAGGAUGCCUCGUCGGUGAGAUGCGUUUUUAACGCAACCGAUAUCGACUUCUACAGCGUGGACGCAUACCUAGACACCGCCGAUACCGGUUUCUUCAUCACUCAAGAGAACGGAACCUGCACGGGUGUCGCCAACAUCGACAACAGCAUCAACGGUAACCUGACAGCAACGAAAACUAUUAUACAACGCCAAAUCAUACAGGACUACCUUCCGCUUUUGAUCAUAACAUUAGCGGUGUUCGCGAUCAUCGUCGUGUUAACAUUAGUCCUUUUCAUUUAUAGACAAGAAGUGCGCGUCUGGUUCCACUCGAAAUUUGGGGUGCGUCUCUUCCAGCGGUCGACCGACUCGGACAGAGACGACAGAGAAAAAUUGUUCGAUGCGUUCGUGAGUUACAGUUCUAAAGACGAGGCGUGGGUGGCUGAAGUGCUUGCCCCCGCAUUGGAACCCAAUUAUAAACUGUGUUUACACUACCGAGACUUUCCCGUGGGCGCGUUCCUCGCCGACACCAUAGUGCAGGCGGUAGAAUCCUCCCAAAGGACUAUAAUGAUAUUAUCGGAGAACUUUAUAAAAUCGGAGUGGUGCCGAUUCGAAUUCAAAUCGGCCCAUCAUCAGGUCUUGCGCGACCGCAGGAAAAGACUCAUCGUUGUCCUGCUCGGUGAAGUGCUGCACAAAGACUUGGAUCCGGAUAUCCGUUUGUAUCUGAAAACCAACGUGUAUUUACAGUGGGGCGAUAAACUCUUUUGGGAAAAACUCCGGUACGCUCUGCCUGACGUGCCCAACAACCAGCGCCACGCAGGCUCUGUAAGGACUCCUCAUGUGCACCAUCACGUACACCGGCACAGUGCCAGGGGCCAAGCCCCCAACCCUCCAGGAGGCAACAACGCUGCGAGGACGGUGGCUAUCCACAUAUGACAAUGACUGUUAGUGAAACUAACAAUGUCAGAAUUUUUGUGAUACUACGUAAAAUAUAGACUGUGAGUGCAAUGUGAGGAUGAGAUUGUGAUAUAGUCAAAUAGUUCGGGAAGUGCGCGUGAUUGUGAAUUUGCCGAGCGUGAAUGUUGUCGAGUGUUAACCCGAACUUCAACUCCUGUUUCACUGGCGAGGAGUCUAAUUAUCUGAAUGUAAAUACGGACAUGUAUAGAUGAGUAUCAAAAUUGUAUUUGUAAAUUUUGUAAAUAUUUUUUUCAUAGUUUUCGUAUUUAUUUUUGUAGGAUUUUUCAAUUCGUAUCUCAUAUCUUGACUCUCGUAAAUUUUACGAAUGAGAACCCAUUCCCUUGUGAAAACUCUAUAUUUUUGUAAAGACUUUUAUAUUUAAUAUACCCGAUGCCUUUUAUCUUGUGAAUAUUAAUAAAUCACAAUUAGAGAUUA